UACAUCAUGUCGUUCACUCCUUCAUUUCGAGCCCCCCCGACUCGGCCGACAUCACUGGCAGCAACACGAGCCAAUUCCACGGGAUAUUUCUCGCCUCAUGCUCGAAAUGGACGUCCGACUCCCCCUGGCACCCCUCGUGCUUCCUCUCUACCCGGUGCCACAACAACUGCACCUGCUCUCGAGACAAUCACCUCUACCGCUGAGCAAGAAACUCCGUAUACGAGCUCUGUCAAUUCAGAAGUCUUGCAUAAUGAGAAGGGCGAGCCCAUUAUCGGACGUCUAGUGGGCGGCAAACACCAUGAUGCGAACACUGAAGAGAUUGAUUCAGACUGCGGUCCUAUCACGUCACUCGAUAUUGACAUGCCAUUGACCUUGACGGAAAUGGUACACCACGAGGGCAAGGACUACAUCGUUCUUUCUUUCGCAACAGGCGAUAGAGAGAACCCGUUCAAUUGGAACCCGUGGUACAAACGAUUCAUUACUACUCUAUUGAACUUGAUGACUCUAUUCAUCGGUCUAGCUACCACCGCGUAUAGCUCCGGAAUCACGCGUAUGUGCGCUGAGUUUGGAGUGCCCAAUAUCAUGGGACAGCUUGGUCUUUUCACCUUCAACAUUGCCUGUGCUAUCACACCCAUGAUACUAGCUCCUCUAUGCGAGUUGGCAGGGCGUAAGGCAGUGUAUGCAGGAGCAUUCCUGUGCUUCUCGCUCUUGUUCAUUGGUCUUGCGCUCGCAAAAGAUAUUGGCACAAUCAUCGGACUUCGGCUUCUACUUGGAUUGUUUGGUUGCGUUGGCACCAUUCUGGUCGGAGGUACUUUCGACGACAUGUAUGAGCCUCAUAAACGUGGACGACCCAUGGCCAUGUUCAGCUUCAUCGCUAUCUUUGGCACCGUCGCCGCACCCAUCUACGCGGGCUUCAUUGACCAAAGCCUGGGCUGGCGAUGGAUCGAAGGUAUCCAAGGACUCGCCAACGUGCCCCUCCUCAUUGCCGUCUUCAUCUUCUUCCCCGAAACCCGUGGAGGUGCUAAGCUUCACAAGCGCGCAAAAGAACUUCGCAAAGCCACUGGCGACGAGCGCUACGUUGCAGAAGAUGAUAUCUACACACCAGACAUCAAGUCCAUGUUGAAAGCCUCAUCCGUGAAAGCCAUCCGCAUGCUCGUCACCGAACCUGUUGUCUUCGCCUUCGGUCUCUGGAUCGCUUUCUGCUGGGCCGUAGUGUUCCUUUUCCUCUCGGUAAUCCCCAUCACUUUCACCGAGAAACGUGGUUGGAGUGAAGGCGUCAGCGGCCUGCCCUACAUCUCCCUUGCCGUCGGAACUUUCCUGGGCUGGGCAGCUCACCAUUUCCAAAUGCGUAAAUAUGACCGCCUACGCGCCGAUCCCAGCACCAACGUCGUACCUGAGCAUCGUCUCUAUGGCGCAAUGUGCGGCGCUGUCUUCCUACCCAUCGGUCUGUUCAUUUAUUCGUUUACACAAUACGGAUACCUUUCCUGGGUUGGACCUGUCAUUGGUCUUGCGCCCAUUGCGUUCGGAAUUUUCUUUGUCUUCGAGAGCACCUAUUCGUAUACUGCCGACUGCUAUGGCACAAACUCUUCGAGUGCAAUCGCUGGACAAGGGUUCAUGCGUAACACUCUAGGAGCCGUCACCCCUCUUUUUGCGAACGCUUUCUUCCAUAACGUUGGAAGUCAGUAUGCGGGACUCAUCUUGGCUUGUUUCGGAGCGGUGUUGAGUACGAUUCCGUUUGUUAUGUUCAAGUACGGACAUGUGCUUAGGGCGAGAAGUAAGUUGGCAAAGGAGUAUUAG
This is a messenger RNA of Periconia digitata, 1797 nucleotides long. The record is from the annotation of a GenBank genome assembly. NCBI's taxonomy places the organism in Eukaryota, Fungi, Ascomycota, Dothideomycetes, Pleosporales, Periconiaceae.